AUGGAGCGUCAGGAGGUUCCAGUCAGUUUCCACAUCACAGGCGAUCGCUCGCCGAUCCCGCCGAUGGUGACGCCGAUGCCUUCCAAGGCGUUUUCCUACCCCGACAAGCCGACGGUGAGUCGCAUGUGCUCGGCGCCGAAGCACGCGGACUCGGUGAGCAGCAUCGCCCAGCGUCUGCACGCUGUGGAGCACUAUCAGUUCCGCGUCUCGGCGACCUGCGUAGUGCUCACCGUGGUGAACCUCUACGUGCUGCUCGAGCGCCUGGGGCUGCGCAAACUGAACCUGCUCCUCCAGCUCGGCUACAUCGCAGUCGGGCUCCGCGCGCUGCCAGCGCUAUGUGCAGCCUACAUGUGCUGGACGCGGCUGCCCGACGCGCCUCAGUUGCCCGCGACCCCGGCCAGCCAGCCAGCCGCUCCAGAGGUCGCGCCGCCCCGCGAGCGGCGCCGCGACGAGGAGCCUGAAGGGCGGAGCCCGAGACCGGCGCUAUCAUCGGAGCAGCAGCUGCUGCUCAAGUACCUCAGUCCGCGGGGCUUGGAAGCGGUGCUGGAGUCGCAGCGGCUCCAUCGCGAGUUUGCGCUCUGGACGAUUGGAGCUCUGCUGCUGCUGAGCCUCAGCGACCUGUGUCUCGGCUACGCAGACCUGCGGCCCUUGCUGCAUCUGAGCCAAGCCGCACUCCUCGCGAAAACCGGCGCGCGCCCCCCGGUGUUUGGGCCUUCGCCGCCGGGCGUCGCCGGCGGCGGAUUCGCCGUCUAUCCGCCGGCGCCGAGCCUCAACGCGAGCCCCCUCGGCGCGCUGACUGAGCAGCUCGCGCUGCUGGGCGCCUACGCGCUCAAGCCUGCGGCGGCUUUCUGCCUCCUCUGCGCCGCACAGGUCGGCGGCGGAGCGGCUGAACGGCCCGCCAGCGAGAAGGGAGACGCCGCCGGCGGGCACCGCGUGGGCUCGAGCGGUGCUUCCUUUUUGGCGCGAGAGGCCGGCGGCGGAGCCUCGCCUCCUGGGAGGCCGCUGCGCGCGCUGGUCUUGCACGGCGUCAUCCAGGUGCCUCUGUUUGCGCUCUCGUACCUCAUCCUGAUGCACUGUCCGUCGCUCGUGCGGUCGCCGCGCCCGGCGCUCUCUUCCGCCGACUCUGUGUCAAGCCCCUGCUUCGCGGCUGCAGUCGAGUGGCUCGCGCGUGCCUGCGCGGUCGCGACGCUGGGCGUCUUGGGGCAGAGCGCGGCCUGCGCGGCGAAGCGGGAGUUCUGUCGGGCGAGCCCUGGGCGCGCACCGCUGCAGCCGACUCUGGUUCGACGUCCCGCGCGCGUGCUGAUGCUUGUCGGCCUCGCGCUGCUCAUCUUCAGCGCCGCGGCGAACGCGCUGACCGCGUUCCUGCCCUACGCGCGCGGCCUGGAGCGCACCUCGUACGUCUGGUGGCUGCUGCUGCACGGAUCAAUCGAGGAGCGAACUGCGGUGUGCGCCGACGCCGUGACCUACUUCAUCGGCACCUUCCUGAUCGCCUCCUCCGCGACCACCUUCGGCGUGCAGAAUCACCUCCUUUCCCUCGCGUUGCGCGGGCAUCCAGUCGACGAGCGAGAGGAACUCAACAUCGGCUACGCCUCCGCACCCACCCUGCUCAUCGCUGGAAAGCCCGCGUUCCGCGCAGGCGCCACACACAAGACCGGCGAGAAAGGCCUCAAAGGCGACUGA
This is a messenger RNA of Besnoitia besnoiti, 1680 nucleotides long. RefSeq lists its product as uncharacterized. The transcript has a single exon. The record is from RefSeq and is a predicted model, not a curated record. NCBI's taxonomy places the organism in Eukaryota, Apicomplexa, Conoidasida, Eucoccidiorida, Sarcocystidae. Bases 1 to 1680 code for a protein of 559 amino acids.